This is a messenger RNA of Panonychus citri (citrus red mite), 1350 nucleotides long. Its product is annotated as alpha-tocopherol transfer protein-like. Bases 391 to 1218 code for a protein of 275 amino acids. Gene Ontology annotation, molecular function: phosphatidylinositol bisphosphate binding. The record is from RefSeq and is a predicted model, not a curated record. The transcript has a single exon. NCBI's taxonomy places the organism in Eukaryota, Metazoa, Arthropoda, Arachnida, Trombidiformes, Tetranychidae. Gene Ontology annotation, cellular component: membrane.
GUCAUCAUCUUAAUUAUAUUAUAUAAUCCAGCCUAAUGAGCGUAAUCGUCGUCUUAAUAAGUUUUGUUUCUUGAUUGAUUAAGCUUUUUUUCCUGAUUGACGGAUCCAUAAUAAUUAAAAGAGGAAAAGAGAGUUGAUGAAAUGAACAGUUAAUUGUAAGCAAUCAACAAUUAAUUAUUAUAUCAAACAGGUUAUUUCCAAGGUUCCAAAUUAAUUAAUCCAGUCCUCACUAAGUGAAAGUGAUAAAAAGUAAGAAUUAACAGUUAAGGGUUAAUCAUUAAUGUACCAUUGUUUCAACUGAUUGGUUACCAUUUUUAUCAAUAACCAAUAUCAAUAUUUAUAAUUUAAUAAGUUGAUUAUUCAAGUGAUUCCGGGAAAUUGUCAACAACGAUGACCAAACUUGACCUGAUGGUGGUGGAAAAUUUCACUAGUAAAUCACAGAUCCAAUCUAAAUCAGUGUUGGAUGAAUUUCGUGAUCGAGUCCAGUCCAAUCGUAAAACCUCAGGAUACAAUUUAAGUGACCAAUUGUUAUUACAAUUUUUAUCAUCUCGAGAAUACAAUCAAACGGAAGCGUUAACCAUAUUGUCCAAUUAUUUGACGGUAGUUAAUGAGAGGCCAGACUUAUUUUCGUGGAGAGAGGAGUUAAAAAGAGUGGCCAAUGACGGGAUUUAUGUUCAUUAUCCGAUUAAUAAUGUUAACGGAAGUAAAGUGGUCAUAAUUAAACCCGGUUCUUGGAAUCCAAAUGUAAUUAGUUUCGAGCAAUGGUUUCCACAGACUUUGUUUUUCUGUGAGAUCAGUUUAAUGGAUCGAUCGGUUCAACAGAAUGGGAUUAUCGGUAUAAUCGAUAUGCGAAAUCUUUCCUGGUCACAAAUUUAUCACAUCGGUGUUUCUGGUAGUCGAUUGGCCUCACACAUAACCGAUUAUUGUUUUCCUUGGACUAUUCAAAGUGCCCAUUUAAUUUACGAGAAUCGAUUGACCAAUAUGGCAUUUAAUUUGUUUAAACCAUUUCUUUCAGCUAAAUUACGUCAAAGAAUUAAUUUCCAUGGAUCCAAUUUGGAAACUUUGUACAAAUUUGUUCCCAAAUCAAAUUUACCACCUUCAUUAGGAGGAACUAAUCAAGAAUUUUCUGGUGAAUUUUACAAUAAUAUUCUUGACCAACAUAAACAAUCAGUUCUUGACCAUUGGCAAUCUUUGAGGAAAAGGAAAGUGUCCAAUUAAUGUUAAAUUGUCCAUCUUUUUUUUCUCGUUCUUCUAUUCCUUGUUUUGUUUGUAUCAUCGUUAACUGUUACUCAAUAGUAAUAGAGGAAAAAUAAAUCAAAAGUAGACAAUUAAAGUAAUGUUUGCGACAUU